Molecule: messenger RNA, 1968 nt
Organism: Branchiostoma floridae (Florida lancelet)
Lineage: Eukaryota; Metazoa; Chordata; Leptocardii; Amphioxiformes; Branchiostomatidae
Product: kelch-like protein 10
Exons: 4
Coding region: 76-1374 (432 amino acids)
Molecular function (GO): protein binding
Source: RefSeq, a predicted model, not a curated record
GACAAAGUGCAGCCCCUGUACCAGGCAGCCGACCUCCUCCAACUGGACUAUGUGAGAGACACCUGCAGCAGCUACAUGGCCAUUAAUGUGGAGCACUCCACCUGUGUGGACCUGUACAAGUUUGCUGAUGUCUUCUCUGUUGAUAGGGUCCGGAAAAGUUGUCUGCAGUGGAUCUAUGAAAACUUUCAGAUUACCUCCAGUGAUGAGUUCUGCAGCCUGAGUGUAAAUCAGCUGACUGACAUCAUCAGCCACGAUGAGCUGGAUGUUAAAGAGGAGACAACAGUGUGGGAGGCUGUGGUGAGAUGGGUGCAGCACAGCAGGGAGGACAGACUGCAUCACCUACCUAACAUCCUCCCUCACAUCCGCUUCAACCUGCUGACCUCCAAGAACAGAGCAGUCAUCUUGGAGCACCCGCUGGUCAGAGAGGAUGCUGGGAUCUCUGAGGUCAUCAGGUCUUUGGUACAGACAGAAAACCCAGACCUGAAGCCGAGAUUUGGGAUGACCAUGGAAAUGGUCAUUCUCUCCAAUGUAGAGACCGAUGAGCUUCUCUUCAUGAACCCUCGGCAAGGGACGUACAUCAGCUGCAGCUAUGAUCCUGAAGACAUACCAGAAGUUACGGCCUUAACAGUCACCAGUGAUAACAACAUCUACAUCCUGACCCGUGAGCGAGAAAGUAACGAUCAGUACCACUUGUUUAAGUACAACCAUGCAGGGAAUGUGUGGGAACAUGCUGGUGUUUCAUCAGUAUCUGGGUUCAAAUAUUCGGAAAACUCGGAUCCUUUGCUUAGCCGCUACCAUUACCUUGUUGAAGUUGAUCAGAUUCUGUAUUACCUAGUGGUGGAAGUCAGAGUGGGCAGUACAGACGUUCAGAUGAGAAAGUACAACCCGGACACAGACCAGUGGCAAGAGUGUUCUCAACUCCACGUUGAAGCGUUUUCAUAUUUAUACUUCAGUGCAGCACUGUCCUGCGGUCCAAACCUGUAUCUCCUAACUAGCACAGACAUACAUCGCUACGACCCGCGACAGGAUCGAUGGCUCGAGCGGGAACCACAGAGGAUCAUUCGUGACGUCUGCACCGCUGUUGCCAGGGGAAUGGAGAUUUUCUGUACAGAUUUUAACUUCAGUCACACCAUGGUGUACCACACAGAGUUAGACUACUGGCGGGACCUGCCAGGGUGGCAAAACCCAGAUCUUCAGAUUGAUCAUCGUCCCAGUCUUUUUGUACUAGACAACCGGCUGCACAUCUUGUUAGAAGUCUAUGACACUGUCAAACAAGGGCCAUCAACAUACUAUGUGGUAUAUGUGUUUGAUGAUGAUGAUGAUGGUGAACUCUUCUUAUGCCUGGAAAGACUUGAAGGCCACUCUGCCUCUUAAGUCUUACAUAGCGCAUGGUUCUCAGUGCCCUCUGGCACAUAUGUAUCAACCAUAUCUAAAGGGUGCACAAAAACACAUCACGUCUUACGCUUCUCAGCAUUGAUAUGCAGCAUAAGGACACAGAUAACACAGUUUGCAGGACUGUUUAAUGAUAUUUGUGUAUAUGUGCAAUUUACAUUAAUGCUUCUACAAUAGGAGGGACCUUGUAGGUCAUUGUUUACUUUCAGGGAGCACUUUAAUAUUUGCAAAAGACCCUGCGGCUUUCUUGUACAUAUUUGUAAUGACUGGCACUUUUUCACCAGUAAUGACCAGACAACUUUAUAAAGCAUUUAAAACUAUUAUGUAUGUAUUCUGUUUAAGACCCUUCCUGUGUUGUGAUUAAUUUCGUAUUUAUUGUUGACUUGAUAUGUUAGCCUAAGUUGCACUCCAUCCUUCAGACGGGACCUCUUAAGUAAAACUAAGCACAGGGAAGGCUGGUGCCACACAUACAACUACAUGUAGAAUAAACAUGUGCCAUUUGUUAUUUUUGAAAUUACACAAAUUCAUAUAUGAUUACACCAUUUUGUGAGUUUGAGACAUUUAACAUAGUAACUU